CAUGUUGUUGGACUACUGCUGUCGUUGUUGUGGAUUCACACUCAUAAAACGCCAUGGACCCUUCUCCCUCAAGACUACACCCAGUGAUACCUGGGUCGUCCUGCAGAAUCUGUUGAUGUGCAUGGUGUGCUUCUACUCUCUCUACUACAUCGUGGUCAGUCUCUGCAUCGGACUGCUCAGGGUUCACGAGAUCAACAGCUUGUUGGCUCCGUUUGACUACACAACACAACCGUCAUGGCAGAACCCCAAGUACCUGGUUGGUGUAAUUUCCACAGAAGUGACCUAUGUUUUAGGAGGGCUGGUGUUUGCCUGGAUCGUAGAGGAGUGGGUCUGGGAUUACGCUAUAACUGUCACAUUGCUGCAUGUUGCGAUGACUGUGGCAGUGAUGUCAGAUUUCCCUUCAGCUGAGCACUGGUGGAUUGCUCUGGGUUCAGGCCUGGUGAUGAUGAUAUUCGGAGGACAGCUCUUGGCCUAUAAACUCUUCAGAAGCAACUUUGUCUAUCCAGCUGAACUGCAGAACUUCUAAUGAACACAAUGAGAAAAGCUUUUAAAUUGCUUACAGGUUAAUCUCAUGUCUGGUUGCAUCCCAGUGAGUUCACCUUGCAAGGUUCAUGAACACUAAAGUAUAUCUCUCAAGAUGCACUUUGACAGCUAGAUAACUGUUCAUUAACUUAUUGUCCUUGUACAAAUAGCUCAUAUACUAUUUAACAGUGUUUUUUGUACCAUAUUCUGUACAGUUUGAAUAUUGUUUUAUAUUUUUUCUUUACAAACUUCAUACUGUAACAAAAUGACACCUUUAGCAUUCGGUAAAAAGCCUGGAUUUUACAGCCAUAAAAUAUGUACUACCAGAAAAUCUACUGAGUGAUAUUUUUGCAGUAGUGAUUAAAGUCAGCUAUUUCCCAUCAGUGUAAUAUUUAGAAUGUGUUACAUACUAGUUCUGUCUAUAGUGUAGUAGUCUGAUAAAGAAAAUAACAAGAAGAAAUCACGUCAAAUCUGUGCCACAUGUGGUCAGAAAACUGAACAAAUUCAAAUCCUUUGUAACCUGAUCUCCUCAUACUUGUCUAAGUGUGAGUGGAUUCUGUUGGUUUCAUGUUUAGGUGCUAUGAAAAGGUCACAUCUACACCACAAAUAAUGAUUUUAA
Messenger RNA from Seriola dumerili (greater amberjack), 1141 nucleotides. RefSeq names its product transmembrane protein 244 (gene tmem244). Lineage: Eukaryota; Metazoa; Chordata; Actinopteri; Carangiformes; Carangidae. The transcript has 6 exons. Bases 2 to 526 code for a protein of 174 amino acids. The record is from RefSeq and is a predicted model, not a curated record.